UGCGCGUGCUACUUCAUGUACAAAUACCCUACACUUUCAACAUUCUAGACGCAAUUCACUUUGUUUUUCUUUUCCCCAAUAUUGUAAUGCAAAACUGCAAUAUUGUUUGGUGAUUUCUCCAUUAGUUUAUCUGUUUCCAAUGGGCAUUUCCUGUCUAUAAAGUCCACCAUGAAAUCCCACAUCUGCCUCUUUCCUUUCUCAUCUUGAUUUUCCCCUGUCUCUCUGCAAUCACCUCUAGAUCUCUUCCAUAACUCUCUCAGGUUAUCUUACAUACUGAAUGUCCGAGUCUCUUCGGUUUCUGUGCUUUCGUCUGGCUAGAAAAUCUUUUUGAUGCUCAACAUCUUGUUCUUGAUGUUUGAGACUCAUGUCUCCCCCCGUACUCAGUGAAAUCCUCCUCUCUGGUUUUAUGAUCAACUCUACUCUCAGGCGCAGGACCCAUCUUGUUCAAUCUUUCUCUGUUGUUUUCCUUUACUGGUUCUACGUGUUUUCAUGAACUAUCUGAUCUUUCUGUAACUCCAUAAUCAGCCCUUAAUUUUCUUUAGUUUUUCUUACCUAUUUUUCAUAGAGCAUAAUCCCAUAUUUGAGAUCUUUCGAAUAAUCAACUUACUUCUGGGUCCUGUGCUAUUCCUUUUUCCCAAGCAUAGUCCAGUAAUUAUUGCUAUUGUUUUUGUUUUAUAACCGUUGUCGUUAUGGCUACUUCAAGCACCGGGGCAUCUUCAGCUUCAAGCACGAUGAUGAGAAGCUCAAGUUCCGAUGAGGAUUUGCAGCAGAUUUUGGAUGAAAGGAAGCGCAAGAGAAAGCUGUCCAACAGGGAAUCGGCACGUCGGUCUCGGAUGCGAAAACAGAAGCACAUGGAUGAUCUGACGGGCCAAGUUUCUCAACUCACAAAGGACAACAACCAGAUCAUUACAAGCAUGAACAUCACCACACAGCUUUACUUGAACGUUGAGGCUGAGAACUCGGUUCUUAGAGCUCAGAUGACUGAGCUCAGCACCCGGCUGCAAUCUCUCAACGAAAUCAUCGAUUUCAUAAACUUAAGCAAUGGGGUUUUCGAAAAUGAUCACAACUUUGAGGCUGCCCAUCAUCAUCAUCAGAUCAAUGAUGAUACCUUCAUCAAUCCGUGGACUUCUUUCUCUGUCAAUCAACACUUCAUGGCUUCUGCUGACAUGAUUAUGUACUGAGCAAUCAUUUCUAUGCUGUGAAAUCCUGGCUUUAUGGUUGUUGAUUGUUGCUCUUAUUUCUAAUUUUACAGGUGUUGCUUAGAUCCUAUUGGAGAGAGCUAGAGCUGUCCCCCCCUUUCUUUUUCUUGUGUUUUACUUCAUUUAGUUUGUUAAGGCUUUGCAUAAUCAAGGGAUGCAUGGGUGGAGAUUUGUGGUAAUCAGACAGAAAAGUUGGCAAUGCCAUAGCUGGGCUGUUACAUUAUUACUGUAAAGUUGCCAUUUCUGGUUUUUUAAUGUAAUUAUCAUUGCAACCCCACACCUUUCAGCAAGUUUUUUAAGAACAAAAAUUCUUAUUAGCUAA
Theobroma umbraticum is the source of this 1521-nucleotide messenger RNA. The record is from RefSeq and is a predicted model, not a curated record. NCBI's taxonomy places the organism in Eukaryota, Viridiplantae, Streptophyta, Magnoliopsida, Malvales, Malvaceae.